This is a messenger RNA of Cajanus cajan (pigeon pea), 586 nucleotides long. RefSeq lists its product as uncharacterized. NCBI's taxonomy places the organism in Eukaryota, Viridiplantae, Streptophyta, Magnoliopsida, Fabales, Fabaceae. The record is from RefSeq and is a predicted model, not a curated record. Gene Ontology annotation, biological process: endoplasmic reticulum unfolded protein response. Gene Ontology annotation, cellular component: endoplasmic reticulum.
GUUGUUGAUUAUUGAAGUUGAACAAAAUUAGGUUUGCUAAAUAUAUAAAUAAAUAAAACGGGGAAAUAACGAGAAACCGUGUUUCACUCAGAUCGCACAUUGACGAACUAGAAAAAAAUAAGGUUGGAGAAGGCGCUGCCGGAAGUGAACACCGUCUUUCAUUUUCCGGCGAUCUCUUCUUUCUUCCAUUAUUUUCCGGCGAUCCCUUAUCCCUGCAACCAAACAUGACGACAUCAAGGCGCCUUGCGGACAGGAAGGUGGAGAAGUUUGAGAAGAAUAUCACCAAGAGAGGAUUUGUGCCAGAGACAACUGCUAAGAAAGGAAAAGACUAUCCUGUUGGUCCAGUGCUGCUCGGUUUCUUCGUCUUUGUUGUCAUUGGAUCAUCUCUCUUCCAGAUAAUCAGGACAGCAACUAGUGGUGGCAUGGCUUAGUGGAGCUUUGUUUUGGACUGUGUCAUCUUCUCUUAGCCUAGUAGAAAGUGCUAUAUCUCUAAAUGUACUGUACUAGACCCUGUUCCUGUUCAUGUUUUGAUGAACUUUGAGAAUUUUUAAUUAAAAAUAUAUUCUAUUGUUCGUCUUGCCUUUAA